UUGCAUAAAUUGAAUGUGCAUGCAGAAAUUAAUAGUUGACGACGCGUCGCGUAAAAGAACGAAAACUAAGUGAAAAAUAUAAACAUAAAAGUGAAAAAGUGAAAAGCAAAAUAACGCGCUGGGCAUUUCAUAAACCACAAUUGGCAAAAAUAAUAAAAAAUAGUGAAAUUAAGCAAAUGUGCGCACUAAUGAAUCGGAACGAUUGGUACGCGUCGAGCCGUCAAACCGUACGGCGCAGCGCACUCCAUGCUCGUGCAAAGUGGUCUUGCAUGCUUAAUAAGCGCGUUCGUUGAUGGCAUGUGUUGGACGCAUGUUGCGCAGCAUAAAACAUGUGGCACUUUCUAGAGUUGGUGUGCAGAUUCUGUGCAUCCCUAUUGCAAACUCAUUACAUCUCAACAGAUCACAGCUUGGCGCUCACAGCUCCACAAUGGCUCCACAUUCGCCAACACACUAUACAUGCCAACAACACACUCCAACGACUGCCAGUGAUCACGACACCAGCGUGAGUUGUAAAGUUUUGCAAAGUGCUGAAUUCAGUCUCGUUUUGACUCUUUCGUUUGUGUGACGUAGUCUCGUUGGCGAUCGGUUGAAACGCGUGCUUUCUUGUCGGUACACAAAUAUUUUUGUUUACACAUUACGAGCCUUUACUAACAUACGAAGUUAAAUUGGUGCGCGAAGAAAAAUAAAUUUAAAUAACAAAUUAUAUGCGAACAAACUAAAACUAUUGAAUAUUUAAAAAUUGUGUGCGAAGUGUGUAGAACUCUUAAAAACAAAUAAUAAUAUACUUAUCGUGACUGCUAUUUUAUACUGUCAAACGGUUCUGUGUCAAUUUGUUAGUGUGAAGUUUGUUGUAACAUUAAAGAGUCGUAGUGGAAACGACUACUCAUAAAACGAGCGGAGUAAAUAAAUUGUAAACUAAAAUUAUAUUAUUUUGUUUUGCUCUGAGCUAUGUGUGGUGAUUUUUCAUUCAUUCGAAACAUUUAAAAAGCAUAAAAGAAGCCGGUCAAUCGGCGCGCCGAACAUUUGCUAAGUUCAUUAGCGUUUCUACACUUUAUUAACUACUUCUACUUAUGAACUUCUAACCGAAUACGAAUUCACGCUUUUUGGCAUGCGGACAAUUAUUUAUUUUAUUAUUUGUUGUUGACGUCUCGAAAGAGUGGCCAUCGCGUGUUUUUCUUGAUUCCGGAUAUUAUAGCAUAACGCGGGUCGUGCAAAUGAAAAAAGUGAUGCAAAAAAUGUUAGAAGCUAUAAUUAAAAUCGCAUAAGAAUUAAUAAUUAUUAAUAAAAAAAAACUUUUCCACAACGAAUGCAAAAAUUGCGGUAAAAAAUAUUAAAAUCUUGCGAACAUUUUCUGCUGAGUUCAUACUGGGAAUUAAAAGUGCAAAACUAAAAAAAAUUUUAAAACUAAAAGUAAAUAAUUUCCUGAACGCACCAACUAAACGAAUAUAUAAAAUAAAACUAUUUUUAAUAACAAAAAUCUUUUUAUAUAUGCUAUAUGUGAGUUUAUAAAAUUGUGUUCAUAUAAAAUGUUUUCGAAGUGCUGCAAUUAUUAUUAAUCAUUAAAGUAUAAAUUAUCGAAGACAAGUAGCUUCAUAGAGGAUUUUUAAAGCAUGCUAAUCCUGAAAUUCCAUAAAAUGUUAAGGCAUUUAUUAACAUUGCUGUUGCUGACAGCUCUGCUCUGUCUGCAACAGUGCGUCAACGCUUACCGCCAUAAGGCGGCCAAUUACGAACUUUUGGACAAUGACUCCCGUUUUAUAUCAUAUCAAGAUUUAAUGUCGACUUCGAAACGUUUCAACGAUCCAAAUACGACUUAUUAUUCGCAAAUGUUAUUUGAUGUGGCGCGAAAUCAAGUUAUCGUCGGUGCACGCGACUCAAUUUAUCGCAUGUCCUUCGAUUUGGAGCCACUGGAACGUGCCGUUUGGGCAGCGCCGCCCGAACAGAUCGGCAUUUGUCAGGUAAAAGGCCAGUCGGAGCGUUUGUGUCGCAACUAUGUGCGCGUACUGCAGAGCUACGGUGAGAAUCAAUUGUACGCGUGUGGGACGAACGCCUUUCAGCCGCAAUGUUCAUGGCGCCAGAUGGAGAACCUUACCAUUGUGGCCUAUGAUAACGGUGUGGGAAAGUGUCCCUUCAAUCCGCAAUCAAGCAUCACGAGUCUAAUGUCCAGCACGGAUAAAAUGUUUGUAGCCACCGCCACAGAUUUCUCGGGUGGUGAUCCGGCGAUUUUGCGCACCGAAGUGCAGCCGAAGAAAAUCUUCGGUUAUCGCCACAUUGUGCGCACGCAACAGUACAACAACAAUUGGCUGAACAAUCCACAUUUUGUGGGCAGCUUUGAGGCGGGCAACUUCGUUUAUUUCCUCUUCCGCGAACCGGCUGUGGAGUAUAGUAGCUGGGGCAAGAUUAUCUACUCGCGCAUUGCCAGAGUUUGCAAAAAUGAUGCUGGUGGCGAUCAAAUUUUGAAGAAUAGUUGGACCUCCUUUGUUAAGGCGCGUUUGAAUUGCUCGCUUCCCGGUGAAUAUCCAUUUUACUUCGAUGAAAUACAGGGCAUGACGUACUCGGCCGAUGAGGAUGUACUAUAUGCGACCUUUGCGACACCAGCCAAUAGCAUACACGGUUCAGCAGUCUGUUCCUACAAUCUCACCUCUAUAAAUGCCGCAUUUGAUGGUCCGUUCCGUUAUCAGGACUCCGCUGAUUCCGAUUGGCGCAUCGUAGACAUGCCACAUCGCAGCCAGUUCCAGUGCGAGACGCCAGCGCCGGACAUGCGCUACAAACGUCUGCUCGAGUCUUCGAAAUUCCAACUGAUGGCGCACGCCGUGCAACCGAUGACCGAACAACCACUGUAUUAUUCCAAAUUGGAACGCUUCAAGCACAUUUCUUUGGACACGCUACAAACGAAAACCGAAAAGGUGCAUGUGCUGUUCGUUUCGACCGAUGACAAACGUAUUAAGAAGCUUUCCGUCAAGCAUCAGCUCGAGGAACGACGCGCGCAAACUUGUCUGAUUGAAGUCUGGCAGUCGGCGGAGUAUAAUGGUGCGGACAGUGAUAUUUUGAAAAUGGAGUACUUGAAAGUUACAGAGUCGCUCUAUCUUGGCACCGAACAGGCACUAAUACGCAUACCGGCACAACGUUGCAGUCGUCAUGUGUCGCAGAGCAGCUGCUUAAACGCUAUGGAUCCUUAUUGCGGUUGGAAUGAGUUGAUUGAGCGUUGCACGCCACAAGAGCUGGUACAACAAUUGAAUAAAUUCUGGCUGCAACCGGACACUUUGCAAUGUCCCAUUUUAAAUGCGCCCAUCGAUGGUGCUUGGUCCACGUGGUCGGAGUGGUACAAUUGCAAGAAGCACGGCGAUGAUGAUGGUAACUGUAUGUGCCGCACGCGUGAAUGCAACAAUCCACAACCACAAAAUGGAGGACGCAGCUGUGAUGGCAUCACCACGGAAGUAACAAACUGCACGGUGCAUGGUGAUUGGACUAACUGGUCGGAAUGGUCUGCAUGCUCACAAACUUGUGGUAUCGCAGUUAAAACACGUCGACGCACGUGCGGCAACCCAAAGCCAGCGCAUGGCGGACGCACUUGUGUCGGUGAUGAUCAUCAAGAAAUGUAUUGCCGCCAUUUGCCACCUUGUCCCACGCCCAAGCUGCAAGCCAUCGACGGCGGCUGGGGUCCAUGGGGCGUGUGGAGCGAAUGCAGCACACAAUGCGGUGGCGGUUUUCGCAUACGGCGCCGUGAAUGCAACGAUCCGGUGCCACAGAACGAUGGACAGGAGUGUCCUGGCUGUGCUAUCGACUACGAAGUCUGCAAUGUGCAUGCCUGCCCCGAAGUGAAGAGGUUAAGUUCGUGGACACCUUGGUUGGUGGAAUACAAUGACAGCCGCAAAAGCACCGAAACAAGUGGCACAUUUGUGGAGCGCCGCUUUAGGUACGCCUGUCGUGGCAGCAGCACAGAUGUGAAUAGUUUGCGCAUAACAUUGGCUAAGGAAGAGACGCGCACUUGUCAUGCGGACGGUAGUUGUCAGCGUCAUCAUGAAGUUUAUGGCGCAACUGUAGCGUCAGCGGGCAGCUCGUCUGCAGUAUCCGAAGAACGUGAAGAGCAUAGUGAAUGGGGUCCUUGCAGCGCCAGCUGUGGCGGUGGCAUGCAAUAUCGUUUACGCGAUGGCCCCGGCAGUGGCAAGCAUCGUGGACGUCAUGCCACACAGGCACGCGUCUGCAAUAUACAAGCCUGUGAAGAGGCGGCGGUGGUGCCAGCGACGAACCUCAAUGAAGUGGUGCAGACACAUGAAUGGAGUUGCUGGACGGAUUGGUCACCUUGUUCGGUUACAUGCGGCAUGGGUUUGAGGCGACGCACUCGCCGCUGCUUAGGCGGACACGAUAAACUAUGCAACGGCAAAGCGAUCGAGGAGGAAAAGUGCGCCAUGGCACCUUGUACCGACUUUAUUGGCUGGAGCACGUGGAGUCCUUGGUCGGAAUGCUCCAGUGAGGGCAUACGCAUCAGACAUCGUAAGUGUAUGGUGGAUGUACCAACAGGGGCCGAGUGCCGUGGUGCGGAAUUCGAGAAGACCGCUUGUGUGCCGAGCGAAUAUGAAGCCUUACGCCUUAGCUCCAGCGCCUCCUGGCCCUGGAUCAUAUUACUCUGUUCCAUAAUCUACGUCAUCACUAUAAUCGCUACAUUCUAUCUGACUAAACGUUUCAUAAAACCCGUCGAUUUGGCGUUGAAUAAGAAUAACACGCCGGCAGCGCCUAGCUAUGACUCCUAUGCCAAUCAGUAUUCCAGCCUACCCACAAAAGAUUCUCUAAAUUUGCAGAUCUACGAGGUGCGCCCGAAAGUGAAGCGACAGUCCAGUUUCAAUAUGUGCUCACCAUCGCCGUCGAAGAGCUGCAACACGGGCACGCUGACGCGCAACAAUAUGGCGCACAAUCACACGCCCAAAGUACUGGCGAAGACCUACAAUGACUGCGAGACGGGCACGCUUAAGCGGAACUCGCAUCAGCUGAAUAACUAUCGCUCGAAUAUCGACGACGAGAAGUUCUAGUGGUGACAAGUGGAACUUGCGCGCCAAAUCGCGCGGAGAGCGUGAAGAAGCAGCAGCUGCAAAUACAUAUGCGCGCUGUUGCCUAGUGAGCGCUGUGGACUCCGGAGUCUGGUAAGCUUGUGUGCCUUUCAUUUAUUAAGUAAACUCGUACCUUUGGUCGCUCAAAUGUGCUCUACGCUCCCUGGCAGCUAAUAAAGACGCGUCUUAAGCUACACAUGCAUUUGUAUGUGCUUUAAUUGUAUAACUAAAGUAGUUCUUGUGAACAUGAGACUCAUCGUGGAACAUUGCAUAGUAUCAUUUUGUGUGCCAUCAGAGCGCUAAGUCUGCCACAAAACAGUAAAGGAUAGUAAUUUAAUACAAAAAAUAAAAAAGUAGUAAUUCAAGUAGCAUAUUCAACUCGAAUAUGUUGAUUAGAACAUUGAUCUACAGUAAAGUAAUAUAUUUUUUUACAAUUGUUGUUGUAAGUGCUUUGCUAAAUUCAAUUUCGUGCAGUGAAGUGCAUUUAGCGGUUAAGCCAGUAUUGACUCAUAUUGAGUGCCUAUAUUUUUAUAAUUAGCAUAUAAUUAAUUAUGUGUAUGUAUUUAUCAAGUAGUUAAGCUGUCAGUUUUAAGUACGUUCAAUUUAACUGUUUCUUGCAACGCAACGAAAUUGUCGAGGAAACAAUUUUAGCUGCCAAUUUCGAACUUUUUUUUUAGUACAAAAUAUUUUCAAUAACUAUAUAUUUAUGAAUGCCUAAUUUAUUUAUGAUUUUAUACACUUUAUAAUUUAUUUCACUUUCAGGUUUAAAGCCUAGUUUUCAAUUAAUAAUUGUUUUUUGUUUUUUUUUUUUAUUUAUUACUCAUCGUUUUCACGUGAUUUAUAAAAGUUUUGUCUUUUAAUUUUCUAAAAAUUUGUUAAAACUCGCUUGUUCUUUCUAUUAUUUUUUGGACUAAAUUUUUAACGCUCAAUUUAUAACCAAAUUAAUAAAUUUCUUUAAAAAAAUUGUGCUAAUUAAAUUUUAGUUAAUAUGCAAAAUUUAAACCGCAACUCUUCAACCCUAAUUUUCUUUUAAAUACAUACUUUAUUUUUCAUGUUCAGCAAAUUAUAGUAAAUGUUUGUACGUCAAAAAUUAUGUUAAUGGAUCAAAGCAGCUGAAAUUGUUGACUAAAUUUAAGUAUAAUCUAUAUUAUAGUUAUUUUAUUUAAAAAAUGUGUAAAUAAAUGUAUUAUCAAAUAAUUUGUUUAAUUAAUUUAGUUUAAGUUGAAUAAAAAAAAUAUACAUACAAUAAAAAUAUUUUAAUGUCACUAACAGAAA
Molecule: messenger RNA, 6317 nt
Organism: Bactrocera dorsalis (oriental fruit fly)
Lineage: Eukaryota; Metazoa; Arthropoda; Insecta; Diptera; Tephritidae
Gene: Sema5c
Product: semaphorin-5B
Exons: 12
Coding region: 1611-5024 (1137 amino acids)
Biological process (GO): semaphorin-plexin signaling pathway; neural crest cell migration; axon guidance
Molecular function (GO): chemorepellent activity; semaphorin receptor binding
Source: RefSeq, a predicted model, not a curated record